AUGGCCCCGAUCGCACUUGACCAGGCUACUGACCAGCCGGGUCUGCACAAAGGCGUCAUGGCACAGCCAAGCAUCAGCGAGACAGGAGAAAACAUUCGUCUCGCUGCGAGGGACGGUGCAUACGACAAGCAGACAUCGGGCGCCGCUCCCACCUAUGUGCAGGCAAAUCUCAUAGCCAUGCCAUCGAAGUUUGCCGCGGAUUUCAGGUUGUUGUGUCAGAGGAACCCCGUCCCGUGUCCCCUGCUGGCCGAAUCCACGGAAGUCGGGAGAUGGGAUGAGCUGAAAUCCCACGUGCCUGGCUUGAAUGGAAAAGAUAUGGCGAAGGACCUCGACCUGCGCCAUGACUUCCCGAAGUACAUGGUUUAUGAAGACGGCCAGCUGGCGAGAUCUCACUGUGGUGACAUUGGCGACGUGUGGACCGAAGACCAUGUCGGCUUCUUGAUCGGGUGUUCGUUCAGUUUUGAAGCCGCACUCACAGCCGCAGGCCUGAUGCCGUCCCACAUCGCGCAUGGUAGGAAUGUACCCAUGUACCGUACAAGUCUCCCUCUGUGCCCCGCGGGUGUCUUCAGUCAGUCCACAUAUGUGGUUUCGAUGAGACCGUACCGAAAAAAAGACAUCCCAAAGGUGCGAGACAUCACGCGCGUAUAUGUCGCAACCCACGGCGAGCCCCUCGACUGGGGAUGGGAUGCCGUCACCCGGCUUGGGAUCAAGGACAUCAACAAGCCGGAAUUCGGGGACAGCCCCGUCUUGCCUGACGGUUCGCUUCUGACUCCGGGCGUUGGAGGUGGUGAGUCUGAGGAAUAUGUCCCUAUCUUCUGGGGAUGUGGCGUCACGCCGCAAGAGGCAGUCAGACAAGCUGGUCUAGAGGGUCCUGUCAUUGGGCAUGCUCCGGGACACAUGAUCGUGCUGGACAUAAGGGAUUGGGACAUUGUCCCAAGCAUGUGA
Messenger RNA from Fonsecaea erecta, 945 nucleotides. RefSeq lists its product as hypothetical. Gene Ontology annotation, molecular function: D-glutamate cyclase activity. The record is from RefSeq and is a predicted model, not a curated record. Bases 1 to 945 code for a protein of 314 amino acids. The transcript has a single exon. Gene Ontology annotation, biological process: glutamate metabolic process. Lineage: Eukaryota; Fungi; Ascomycota; Eurotiomycetes; Chaetothyriales; Herpotrichiellaceae.